Molecule: messenger RNA, 2596 nt
Organism: Choloepus didactylus (southern two-toed sloth)
Lineage: Eukaryota; Metazoa; Chordata; Mammalia; Pilosa; Megalonychidae
Gene: TRIM4
Product: tripartite motif containing 4
Exons: 6
Coding region: 16-1836 (606 amino acids)
Molecular function (GO): zinc ion binding; protein binding
Source: RefSeq, a predicted model, not a curated record
GCCUCCUUACCAUAUAUGGACCUGGCCAAUCAAACCGUGCGAAAUCCACUUCCCCAUAGCCGCACGCACCUCCCAGCCCCAUCAGAUCCCGUAGUCUCCUGGCGGGUCGACUUCCCGAUCAGGCUCUUUCUUUUCUCAAAACCCCGACGCCAUAGCGUGGACUCCUGUGCGCGUGGGGCAGCGAGCCCCUUGCCCGGCGACACCCUGGCGGAGCGGGAACCCAGCGACCCCGGGCCUGGGGCCCUGGGGACGGCCCACCGCCCACCGUCCGGGGAAGGGCCGCAGCCGAGUCCGGAUCCGAACAAGAGAGAAACUGCACGUUCCGCGGCCAGGGCCCGGCGCAACCCGCGGGUGUUCCGCUUCUCCCGGUGCCGCCAGCAGCCGACGCCCGCUGCCGAGCCGAGCAGCGCCACGAAGGCCGAGGACCUCCGGGAGGAGGUGACCUGCUCCAUCUGCCUGGACUACUUCGAGGACCCGGUGUGCACCGAGUGCAGCCACAACUUCUGCCGCGACUGCCUGCAGCGCAGCUGGGCGCACGGCGGCCCCUUCUCCUGCCCCGAGUGCCGGCAGCUGUCGGAGCCGGGCGCGCUGCGGCCCAACCGCGCCCUGGCCAGGCUGACGGAGAAGACGCGGCGGCUGCGCCUGGACCCCGCGCCCCGGGACCUGUGCGGCCGCCACGGGGAGCCGCUGCGGCUCUUCUGCGAGGACGACCAGCGGCCAGUGUGCGUGGUGUGCCGGGAGUCGCUGGAGCACCAGGGGCACGCCAUGGCGCCCCUCGACGAGGCCCUGCAGAGCUACCGGGAGAAACUCCUGAAGUGUCAUGUUAAUCUAGUGACCAAGAUGAAGAAAGCUUUGCAAUUAAAAAGCCUGGCGGAGAAGAACACUGCUGAUUGCCAGGAGACCAUGAAGAAUCAGCGAAGGACGUUGAGCGCCGAGUUUGCAAAGCUGCACCAGUUUCUGGCUGAAGAAGAGCAACUGUAUCUUCAGAAACUGACCAAAGAAGAAGAAGAGACCAAGAAGAAACUGAAGGAGAACAAGUUAAACCUCGAGCACAAGAUCAGCUCCUUGAAGAAGCUCAUCUCCGAGCUGGGAGAGAAGAGGCAGAGCUCCACCCUGGAGCUGCUCCAGAAUCCCAAAGAUGUGCUGACCAGGAGUGAGGAGCAGGAUGUGGAGCCUGCCCUUGACAUGCUGACGGUGAAGACCAUGUGCCAGAUCCCAGUGAUGAAGGAGAUGCUGAAGCGGUUCCAAGUGGCUGUAACCUUCGCGGAAGGCACAGCUCAUCCGGAACUUUCCUUCUCUCGGGAAGGGAGAUAUGCAAAAAACAGGCAGUCAUCCAAGCCUUGGCCACUCAUUUUCACACCAUGGGGCUACUUUAGUGAAUGGCGAGAGCCUCAGAGGAACACACACUUUGUGGAGAGAUUUCAACACCUUCCUUGUGUUAUGGGAAAAAACGUUUUCACCUCAGGAAAAUAUUACUGGGAAGUUGAGAGCCAAGAUAGCCUGGACACCGCUGUCGGGGUGUGUCAGGAGGACGCCACGUGGAUCUCUGACAGUUUAAAAAUGUGUCCCUGCGUGGGAAUCUGGGCCCUUCGUUGGAGCGCAUGUGGAUAUUGUCCCCUAACAGGCUCCCCUGAAACUCCGACCAAGCAAGAGCCACCUCUGCGGCGGGUGGGCAUUUUCCUGGACUACGAGGCUGGGGAUGUCUCAUUCUACAAUGCGGCGGAUGGAACGCACCUGCACACUUUUUCUUGUCAGUUCAUUUCAUGCAUCCGGCCCUUUUUUUGGUUAAGUCCAUUGGCGGCUUUAGUCAUCCCACCAGUGACUGACAGGAAAUGAGGCAGCUCUGCCCCUGCCCAAGAACCCCUCCCUGUACCCCAGCCUGGGGAUGCACACAUCUGUGGCUCUCUUCUUCAUGUCACACGUACGAAUCCUUUCAGAUUCAGGUGUCAUGUUUUGCCCGCUCCCUGGAUGUCCCGUGCACAGACAGGCGUGGCACCCCGCUGUAUGCCUUCCCAGUGGCUGUGCACCCUCUGUCAUGGGUUUGUCUCUUUACACUUCAAACCUGUGAUCACACUUAGAAAAGGCCUGAGCCUCUCCAGAUCAUGGUUCAGUAGAUUUGGGCUUCAAGCAUCCUCCCACUCAAGAUAAGAAAGAGUGUAGGACGGGCAAUGAUUUAAAAAGCACUCAAGACAAGAAUUCAAGUUCUGUAUAUAUUUACUAAAGGGGCACCUAAGAUAAAACAAAGGUUUACAAAGUAAUAAUGAAUGGAUGUAUUACCAAGCCUGGGAACUCCAGCCCCUCAGAGUCGCAGCUGAAUGUGAGAUAAGAGUUCCUUCCAGCCUAAAUCACGGGAUAUCUAGAACCUUUGACUAAGACUUUAACCUCAAGCAGGGGAGUCAUACUCUAUUUUUAUGCUUAAUCUGUUGAAUUUAAGCUCACCCUUUAUCAAAAUCAAAGAAUGUAUAUUCAGCAUUAUCAGAGAUGUAAACUUAACCUUGAAUGUCUGUGAUACUUUACUGAAAGUACUUCUAUGACUUUUGUAAGAGCAAUGUAAUAUACCUUUUACUUAUAUUAAAAGUAAAAAUUAAAACUAUAA